GCUGGCUGGCUGGUUAAUUAGUGCUCAAAGCUGCCUCCGCCUCCUGACUGAAGAGCGAAUUAGCCCGGGCGGAGCCACAGUCCUAGAGGCUGAGCGCAGUCAGAGCUGUCCCAUUUACCCGACCCGAGGCCGGCGAGAUGUGGCUUCCGCUGGUGCUGCUUCUGAGCGUGCUGCUGCUGGCCGUCGUCUGCAAAGUUUACUCGGGACUGUUCUCUGGCAAAUCCCCGAAUCCUUUCUCCGAAGAUGUCAAACGGCCACCAGCGCCCCUGGUAACUGACAAGGAGGCCAGGAAGAAGGUUCUCAAACAAGCUUUUUCAGUCAGCCGAGUGCCGGAGAAGCUGGAUGUGGUGGUAAUUGGCAGUGGCUUUGGGGGUCUGGCUGCAGCUGCAAUUCUAGCUAAAGCUGGCAAGCGAGUCCUGGUGCUGGAACAACAUACCAAGGCAGGGGGCGCCUGUCAUACCUUUGGAGAGAAUGGCCUUGAAUUUGACACAGGAAUCCAUUACAUUGGGCGUAUGGAGGAGGGCAGCAUUGGCCGUUUUAUCUUGGACCAGAUCACUGAAGGGCAGCUGGACUGGGCUCCCAUGUCUUCCCCUUUUGACAUCAUGGUACUGGAAGGGCCUAAUGGCCGAAAGGAGUACCCCAUGUACAGUGGAGAGAAAGCCUACAUUCAGGGCCUCAAAGAGAAGUUUCCACAGGAGGAAGCUAUCAUUGACAAGUAUAUAAAGCUGGUUAAGGUGGUAUCCAAUGGAGUCACUCAUGCCAUCCUGUUGAAGUUCCUCCCAUUGCCCGUGAUUCAGCUCCUCGACAGGUGUGGGCUGCUGACUCGUUUCUCUCCGUUCCUUCAUGCAUCCACCCAGAGCCUGGCUGAGGUCCUGCAGCAGCUGGGGGCCUCCUCUGAGCUCCAGGCAGUGCUCAGCUACAUCUUCCCCACUUACGGUGUCACCCCUCGUCACAGUGCCUUUUCCAUGCACGCUCUGCUGGUUAACCACUACCUGAAAGGAGCCUUUUAUCCCCGAGGGGGUUCCAGUGAAAUUGCCUUCCAUACCAUCCCUGUGAUUCAGCGGGCUGGAGGUGCUGUCCUUACAAGGGCCACUGUGCAGAGUGUGUUGCUGGACUCAGCUGGGAAAGCCUGUGACCCUCACGCAAGCACUUGUGCCUGCAGGUGUCAGUGUGGAGAAGGGCAUGAGCUGGUGAACAUCUAUUGCCCCGUCGUGGUCUCCAACGCAGGGCUGUUCAACACCUAUGGAGCACCUACUGCCGGGGAAUGCCCGCUGGUCUGCCAGGAGCAGGGAGUGGCCGUCUCUGGUCAUAGUUCACACAGGCACCACCCACUCCCCUUGGCAGGUGUGAAGCAGCAGCUGGGGAUGGUGCGGCCUGGCUUAGGCAUGAUGUCUGUUUUCAUCUGCCUGCAAGGCACCAAGGAGGAACUGCAUCUGCCAUCCACCAACUACUAUGUUUACUAUGACACGGAUAUGGACCAGGCGAUGGAGCGCUACGUCUCCAUGCCCAGGGAAAAGGCUGCGGAACACAUCCCUCUUCUGUUCAUCGCUUUCCCAUCAGCCAAGGAUCCGACCUGGGAGGACCGAUUCCCAGGCCGGUCCAGCAUGACCAUGCUCAUACCCAGCGCCUACGAGUGGUUUGAGGAGUGGCAGGGGGAGCUGCAGGGAAAGCGGGGCAGUGACUAUGAGACCUUCAAAAACUCCUUUGUGGAAGCCUCUAUGUCGCUGUUCCCACAGCUGGAGGGGAAGGUGGAGAGUGUGACUGCAGGAUCCCCACUCACCAACCAGUUCUAUCUGGCUGCUCCCCGAGGUGCCUGCUACGGGGCUGACCAUGACCUGGGCCGCCUGCACCCUCGUGUGAUCGCCUCCUUGAGGGCCCAGAGCCCCAUCCCCAACCUCUACCUGACAGGCCAGGAUAUCUUCACCUGUGGGCUGGCCGGGGCCCUGCAAGGUGCCCUACUGUGCAGCAGUGCCAUCCUGAAGCGGAACUUGUACUCAGACCUUAAGGAUCUUGGCUCUAGGAUCCAGGCACAGAAGAAGAAGAAUUAGUUCCAUCAGGGAAGAGUCAGAGGAAUCUGCCCAAUGGCUAGGGCAUCUCCCUUGACUUACCCAUAAUGUCUUUCUGCAUUAGUUCCUUGCACAUAUAAGGCAAUUUGGUUCUGAUUUGGUUCUGAUUCCUGAAGACAGGCCUAGUUUAAAUCACAAUUCCGAGUCUGGGGCAAUGGAAUCAUUGCUUCCAGCUGCGGCAGAUGAGAUCAUUAUGCCUUUUAUAACAUCCUGUCCCUACUAACAGGAUAUUGACUUGGAUAGCUUGAUGUCUCAUGACGAGCAGCGCUCUGCAUCCCUCACCCAUGCCUUCUCACUCAGUGAUCAGAGAAAAUUCCAUCGGUGGAUAGAACCCCUGGCAGUGUUGUCAGCUAAAGCUGGUGGGUUCAGUUCUGUCCUGAGGCUUCUGCUCUCAUUCACUUAGUGCUGUGCUGCACAGUUCUACACUGUUGAUGGAGAAGGGAGACUAUUGAGGCUUAACUCAAAACCUGGGCAUGGUUUUGGUUGCCAUUCCAUAGGUUUGGAGAGCUCUAGAUCUCUUUUGUGCUGGGUUCAGUGGCUCUUCAGGGCACGGGAAAUGCCUGUGUCUGGCCUGGUGUGGUCUGGAGCUUUGGGGUAACAGCGGGAUCCAUCAGUUAUUAGGGGGCACGUCAGAUGAUCAUAUCCAAUUCAUAUGGAAGUCCUGGGUCUGUCUUCCUUAUGAUCGGGGUGGCAUCUGGUUCUCAAUGUGCCAGCAUCAAGGCACCUUCAGGGAGCUCAGUACCUGAGCCUCAAUCAAGCUUCAUCCUCCAAAUACGCAGGGAAGGGUGAUGCAGCGAAGGGUAACGUCAGGAGUCAGGUCAUGGACUGGUAAGAUGAAUACUUUGCUGGGAUGAAGCAGGCUGCAGGGCUGUCCAGGCAAGGGCACACCUGGGGACAGCUCUGGGAGGUGUGGGGUAAGGAAGGGAAGUCACCUCAGAAAAGGGAAAGCGACAGAAUGUGUGCGAAGCCCAGAAAUGGCAUUUGCCGUUCAUUAGCACAUGUGAGAGUUAGAUGGGUAUGUGAAUGCAAGCUCAAGGUUUGGAAAAAUGACUUUUCAGUUAUGUCUUUGGUAUCAGAUAUACUAAAGGUUGCUUUGUAGUUCGCAUUAAUGUAACAAUAAAUUUAUUGAUUCCAUUGCUUUAA
Messenger RNA from Cercocebus atys (sooty mangabey), 3209 nucleotides. RefSeq names its product retinol saturase (all-trans-retinol 13,14-reductase) (gene RETSAT). The record is from RefSeq and is a predicted model, not a curated record. NCBI's taxonomy places the organism in Eukaryota, Metazoa, Chordata, Mammalia, Primates, Cercopithecidae.